This is a messenger RNA of Suricata suricatta (meerkat), 2085 nucleotides long. It is a transcript of the gene NRSN2, whose product is annotated as neurensin 2. Gene Ontology annotation, biological process: nervous system development. Gene Ontology annotation, cellular component: neuron projection; transport vesicle; neuronal cell body. The transcript is spliced from 3 exons. The record is from RefSeq and is a predicted model, not a curated record. Bases 222 to 836 code for a protein of 204 amino acids. NCBI's taxonomy places the organism in Eukaryota, Metazoa, Chordata, Mammalia, Carnivora, Herpestidae.
AGCAGCUCGGGCUCGGCUCUCGCUCCGGCUCCCGCUCCGCGGAGACAGCAAGCAGAGAAGUGAGCUCAGCCCUGCUCCGCGCGGGGCCUGACCCCCACCUUGCCUUCUCCCGGGUUCCGGGGAACCCCACCCCCGCCCGCAUCCCCAGCGCGGCCACGGCCAGCCUCGGACCGGACGGCGGCGCCCAAGCUUCGGUGUGCCUCGGGCUUUAGGAGAGAUCCAUGAUGCCAAACUGUGACCGGUCCUGUGGCUGUAGCCGUGGCCCCAACGUGGAAGACGGCAAAUGGUAUGGGGUCCACUCCUAUCUGCACCUUUUCUAUGAAGACUGUGCAGGAAUGGCCCUCAGCGAUGACCCCGAGGGGCCUCCCAUCCUGUGUCCCCGCCGACCCUGGCCCACACUGUGCUGGAAGAUCAGCCUGUCUUCGGGAACCCUUCUCCUGUUGCUGGGUGUGGCAGCCCUGACCACGGGCUACGCAGUGCCUCCCAAGCUAGAGGGCAUCGGAGAGGGGGAAUUCCUGGUGUUGGAUCAGCGGGCAGCUGAUUACAACCAGGCUCUGGGCACCUGCCGCUUGGCAGGCACAGCGCUCUGUGUGGCGGCUGGGAUCCUGCUGGCCAUUUGCCUGGUUUGGGCCGUGGCCGGCUGGCUGAGCCAGGACACCAAGGCCGAAACCCUGGACACCGAAGCUGAUGGCCACGUUGAGAUCUUCGGUGACGAGCCAGAGCAACAGCUGUCCCCCAUCUUCCGCGAUGUCAACGGCCAGUCUUGGUUUUCACCACCUGCCAGCCCCUUUGGGCAAUCCUCUGUGCAGGCCAUCCAGCCAAAGCGGGACUCUUGAGCCGCCCACGAGGCUAGAGGAGGAGCCAGACCUGGGGUCUGGACCAUUCCUCUGUCCCAGACCCUGCCCUCCCACCAUCUCCUAAUUUCUCCCUGAGAAGCAGGUCCCUUCCACCUAUGUCCCCACACCACCCAGCUCCAGGUCAGAGAGUCUGGAGCGCAAAUCCCUGUGUCCCUUCCAAGGGAUUGGGCCCCAGCCCAUCCAAGAUGCCAACUUUCCCCAAGUACCCCCAAAACUUCCCACCCACCUUCCUCCCAAGGCCCUUCAGGAGUAGAACACAUCCCCCUCGAUCUAUCCCUGCUCUACUCUGACCCUGGGCAAGCCCCUUACCCUUUCAGACCAUCAGUUCCUCUCUGUGUACUUUGAGGGGGUUGGAUCAGAUUCUAGAGUUCCAUGACACCCCUAUCCUACCCGGAUAUAAGCAUUACUCUCUAUAAGCAAAGCUGGGGGGAAGGGUGGUAGGGUCAUCCCUUGGCCCCUUCAUCUGUCAGCUGCACCAGGAUGCCCGAGAACGAGUCCAAAAUGCUCACUUGGACUUCUCCAGGAUGGUGUGAAAACAGUCACCUCCUCCGGAAUGUGUUCUAUGUACAUUUUGGCCUCACAGUCCUUUGGGCCACCCCAUCGUGGGCCAUUAUCAGCCCCAGUUUACAGAUGAGGUGACUGAGGAGGGCUGGCAGUCUGCAGGAGUUUGGACCCACAUCUUCGGCCUCCUGGGCCAGCUCUUGUUCUACAUAUGGAACAGGGGACCUGAGGGACACCUCCCUGGCUUCUAGGGGACCUCAAGGGGUGGGGGACAGUUUUAGCUCAGAGAUCCUGGCUGGAGGUAGCUCAGAAGAUAAUUUGGAAAUGCAUUUAAAUGGCCUUUAAGAGCCAAGGGUCAAGAGAACUGGGAUGUCUUUGCAGCUGAAAAUGCACUCGUCUAGAAAACAUCACCCACAGUUCCUGACCUCCCUCACCCUGUAACAAAUGUGCCCUCCACCCUCCAUCCUGCAGCGACCCUGGCUAGACGCGUCAUCUCCAUUCUUACCACUAGGGGGAGCUCCGAGACAGCCGGAGAGACGCCGUAGGACUCCGCCCCAUACCCUCGCCCCCUCGGUCGCACCUCCAGCCUGGAGGGGUCUCCCGAGAGGGUCCUCCGUUCUCCCCCACCGGCAGGCACUACUGCCCUUGUGCCCCAUGCCAUUUCCCCAUACUGCGCCCCUUCCAUCUUACCCUCCCUUUCAAUAAACAGCUGGGAUGGGUAAUGAAA